AUGUCGUUAAAUGAUUCUUUGAGCCAAAUACAAAAGAAAAGUAAAGGUAAAUCCAAUGGUAAUGUUAGUAGUAGCAGGCCAAAAAAUUGUUCACAAACACCACAAAGUCAAUGUGAUAACGUUACAAUUACGCCACAUAUGGAUGUUACAAGCAGACAUGUGAGUCUAAUGUUUGAACUUCAACCUAUGAUGCCUGUUGGAAAACUUGUAACUCAUCAAAUGCAUGUGAUGCAACACAUGUACCCAAUGCAUGAAAUACCGGUUGGGGAAAAUUCUUCGUGCUUCAGCCUAUUGUAA
Molecule: messenger RNA, 297 nt
Organism: Lathyrus sativus (Indian pea)
Lineage: Eukaryota; Viridiplantae; Streptophyta; Magnoliopsida; Fabales; Fabaceae
Source: the annotation of a GenBank genome assembly